Schistosoma turkestanicum is the source of this 6228-nucleotide messenger RNA. The record is from the annotation of a GenBank genome assembly. Lineage: Eukaryota; Metazoa; Platyhelminthes; Trematoda; Strigeidida; Schistosomatidae.
AUGUCUGAAAAUCAACCACAGUCUAAACAAGAAAAUGAUGCUUAUCAACGUGGAUUAUUACUUGAUAAAGAACAGUUUAGAGCAUUUAUUCAACACUAUAAGAGCAAUAUUAAUGAAUAUCAUUCGGAGAUUUUAACAAAUCCUGUCACACCUUCACUGAAUCAUAAUCUACAACAUAUCCAGUUGGCGACUGCAUUAACAUCUAGUACAAGUGGUUGUCCGAUGGAAUAUACCAGAAUCAAUACAAAAUUGGAUAUUGAUCCUGCUGAAAUACAACAAAAUAAAAAUCGAAGUUUAAAUGCUGCAAUGGUUGCUCAUCUUCAUCAAUUGGAAGUACGUAAUCAAAGAUUGGAAAAAGAGAAAAUUAGUCUUGAACAUCAAUUGGCGCAUGUUCUUAAACGAUUGACAACAGAUCAAAUUAUUGACAAAAAUCAAUAUUCUGACAAUAAACAUGGUGAUAAAGAACAACAACAGAAUCAAUCAUUGUUAUGUACUAACCAGAGUGAACAAGCAUUAAUUCAAGAGGAAGAUCGUGUUCAUCGGUAUAACGGGAAAUCAUUGCCGAAACAUGCACCAAUUGCUAGUUACGAUGAUAUUACUGAUAGGAAAAGUUUGCUUGAAUCAAUAGGUGGAUUUAGUUUGGGUGAAUAUUCAAGCUUAUCUGAUGCUUAUGAUGAUAUUUGUUUGAAUAAAAAUCUUGUGAAUGAUAUAAAUGAUUCAGAUAUAUCAGAAUUAUUUUACACCGAACAAAAUAAAGCAAUAACUUACGAUAAUGAUUGUAGCACAAAUCAACUAACCAGUAAACAAUCAACAUAUAAGAAAUCUAAUUUUGAGAAUAAGAAUGAAGUUGAUAAUCAUUCAUCAUUUUUGAAAUUUGAAAAAGUAACGAAAGAACCCAAAGAAAAUUCAUCAUUUACACCUGACGAAUUUUUAAUUUAUCGACCAGAUGAAAGAGCACAUCAUGACGAUAACGAUGCGAAUAGUGAAGGUCACUACAAUACCAGCUCAUCAUCAUUUAGUCCAUCACCGAAAUCUGCAAUUCCGCGAAGAACAUUAUCAUCGCGUAGGAAGUUAGUUAUGUUGACACCUAAUGAAAGAUAUUCUAGUUCACUCUCUGUUGAGUCAUAUAACUCAUCAAGUGAUUCCAUAGUAAUCAGCAACCAUGAAAUGUAUGAUAAUGAGCAAUUAACGAAAUUGGAUUAUCAUGAUAGAAUGCAUGAUCAGUCAGCAUCUCUACCAGCUUCUCCAGUUACACGGAGAAAUUGGAUGUCUAGAAAUGAUUUCUUAAAAUCGGUGAAAGAUUAUACAGCAACAUCGAAACUUUCGUCAAAAAUCACUCAUAUACUUGAUUCAAAAACCAUUCCUAAACUAGGUUCAGAUGGAAUACAUAGUACUGAUCGAUUGAAAAAAUCAACUAUGAAAGCAUCUGAUAUAUCUGAAGCUUCCAAUCCUACUAUUUUUGAUUCAAAUACACCGCAAUCACCGAAUGAAAAGUUUAUUAAUUCUGUAAAUAAAACUACCUUGAUGAAAGGUCCACCAAAAAUUCACAUAUCAAGAAAACAUCUAUAUGAACCGAAACAAUAUUUACAAUUUAGUGAUACAAGUAGUUCUGUCAAUCAAACUGAAAAUAAUGAAGAGGAUUUAUUACAACCUUUAUCUCGUACUAAAAGUAUUGAAUCAACUGGUUUAAAUGAUGAUCGAUCGAUCAAGCAGAGUACUGUUAUACGUAAUCUUGGAAAAUCAAUAAAACAAAAUAAACAAUCCAAAAAGCAUAAUGUACCUUCAAGUAUGAAUCAAUCAACAUACAGCGUUCCAGUUAAUGAUUCAACUCGUGAACACAUGAUGACUGCAUCAUCAUCAAUAUCGUCAAAAAGUCACCUACCAUAUACACAAUUAACAAUUGGAUCAAUAAAUGAUUUUUUAAAUACCAAUUUGGAAACAUCAUUUUGUAUUGAUUUGAAUUAUUUACUAACCGAUGAGAAAAAUCAUUUGGCUUUAAAAUAUCUAUCAAACUUUAUUAAAUCUUUUGAAGUAUUCACAUGUGUUUCAGGCUGUGCGUAUUUACUACAAACUAUUAAAUUAAAUUUGACUAAUUUAAUGCCUAUAGUAAUCAAACAAACCGAGAAAAGUAUUCCAAUAAAUUGUGAUCAAUCAAGUGAAACCAAUUCUGAGUCAAGUUUACAUCAAACUGUGAAUAUGAAUCAGUUUUUAGUGUUGGAUUCAAACAAAACCAUUGAUUCAACAUCGAUAAAAUCAAUGAGACAGUUUGAAAAUCUAUCCAAAGACUUAUAUAAUUUCAAGUCGAAUACAUUUGAAUCAUGUAAAACAAAUGUACUAAAGCAGCCUAAUUUAUUGAACGAUUUGCCAAUUUCAAAUGAUGAAAACAAAUUGUCAAUUUGUGAAAAUUACUCAGGUGUUUUAUUGAAAUUAAAUAAUCAUUUAAAAUUGUGGCAUCAUUAUUGGUGUAUACUUACAUUGAAAGGAUUAUUUCUGCAUCAUUGUCAACAGAUAAUCACAUGCAAUCAAUCUAUGACAAUAAAUCAACCGGAAAAAGUUAUCCUGUUCACAGAAAUUCACAGUGUUCGACGUCCAACGAACAUGUCAACAUCGAUCAAUCAGCUGAUGUGUUCAAACUUAUCCAAGAAUGAUUCAUUAAUGUUAUUAUCAUCAGGAUCAACAACAACAGCUGCAACGGCGUCAACCAUGCGUAACAAUAUUGAAACACGCCCAAAUGUCAGUGCUCCGGUCUCACGAAAAUUUACACACAUUGAAAGUAUGCCAAAAACUCGCGUAGAAAAAUAUUUUGAAUUGGUUUUACAUAAUAAAAAAGUGUAUCGAUUACGUGGUGCUACUAGUCAAGAAACAACGAAAUGGUUAUGUUUGAUAAAAAAUAUGCUUCGAAUCAAUGAAGCUGAACAGAUAUUGAAUAGAUAUAAAUCACAAAUUAUUAAAGAAGGUUGGUUGAAACGUGUGAAAAAAGGUCAAAUUGCAUGGUUUUGGUGUCGUCUAGCCGGUCUAUAUUUGAUUUAUUCAUUGAGUCCACACAGUACAGUUCCAAUCGGUUGUAAAAAUUUAAAAAAUUCAUACAUACAUCUAAUUGGCAAUCAAACAGCCAGCCUAGAACGAGGAGUAACGCAAAGAACAAAUAAAUCAUGCAGUAUAUCCAUAGAUUUUUAUGAUUCCGGUCAAUUGCUUACAUCUAGUUCAGACUCAGAUUCACUUUUGAUCAGUUUAAAUUGUUCAAAAUUAAAUCAGGAACGACAACAAACAAUUAAAAUAUGGACACCGGAACAUGAACCUAUUUAUUUGCUUUGUCCUACAGUUGAAGAAUGUGAACAAUGGAGAGAUAAUCUAAUUCGAGCAACACUACACUCUCCGACAAUCAUCGAUCCCGGUGAAACACAGACGCCGACGUUGUCAUCAUCUGCAUCAUCAUCAUCAUCUCUUAAAUUCUUUGAAAAUAUUCGAGAAAUAUGGAAACAACUAGUAAAUCCAUCACAUAUAAACAGUUUAUAUCAUUCUAUAAUAUCAAUUAAAGAGCCUAUUUCAAAAACCAUUUCGCAUGAAUACACAGAGAUUAGUUUACGUUUAUUUAAUCAUUUAUUAUUUCUUUGUCAUCCACAAAUUGAUUUAAUUGAAAAUUCAAAUUUACACUUAAUGGAAAUACCAUUGAGUAAUUUAAUCAAUACUUCACAAUGGUUAAUAAUAAAAUAUUUAAUUAUGAAACAAAUAGUACAUUUUUGUCUGAAAUAUCCCAUUUUAAAAGAUGAACUGUAUUUACAAUUAAUUAAGCAAAUAAUUUUUGCUGGUAUACAUACUAAACAAAUACCAAAAGAUGCUUAUAUAAUUUUAUUUAAAAAUAAAAUUUCUAAACGUAAUUUCACAAUUUUUUCAUGUACUAAAAGUCAAGAAUUACCAGAUGAAUCAAAUAUUAUCACUAAUCAUUUGAAAUAUUGUAAUAAUUUUAAACAGAACGAAGCGAGUGUUUUUCAUCUGCAAAUUGGCAAUCGAUAUAAAGGUUUAUUGUCUGAAGUGGCAUCUCAGUUGACUUCGUCACCGAUAGCUAAAUUAAUCAUACCACUGACUAAUUUGAAUAAUAAUCCCAAACCUGAGUACUGGUGGCCUUCUAUUGCAAUCUGGGAAUGUUUAUGCUUAUUUCUGACAUUUAUGUUACCAUCUGAUCCUGUUGUAGAAUGUCUGCAACACGUUUUCAAUCUAUUCAUGGAUCCAGUACGCUUAGUUUCAUCAACAGGCUCAUCAUAUGAAGUUGAUCCGUACGAUAAGGUGAAAUCAGAGGGGGUACAACUGAAAAUAAGAUAUUUCACAGAAAUUGCUGGCUAUGCAUCAUUUUGUCGUGAUACAUUAAAUCGAACUAAACUAUACAGUGGUCGAGAUCAGUAUCCAUCAGUGUUGGAAGUGUUCACUAUAUCCAUUCGUAAUCCCAAUACACAUGUAUAUCCUUUUUCAUUGCCAAUUUACUUACCUUAUGGAUCAAAUUAUGAAGUGGUUAACUUUCAUGGUAGUUCUACAAUACAAGAUUUAAAACUACAAAUGAUUGAAAAACUUGGAUUCAAUGAAAUUACUUGCAAAGAUGCAAUUCUAUUUGGUAUAUAUUUAUGUUUAGGAGAAUCAGUUAUAGAGUCAAAACAUGUUUAUUUAAAUCCUCAAUGGAAAAUAUGUGAUAUUAUUUCAACGCAUGAGCAAUUCACAUUAGAACACUUAUUAACUAAUCAUCAUCAAUCGGGACAAGCAAAGCAACAAAUUGAUUUUAUUAGAAUUGAUCAAAUUUCAGUAAAACUUUUGUUUAAAAUACAAACAUUUACAUGGAAAGUUGUACAUAAUUUAAUAUUGAGCAAAUCAAAUGUAUCUUUAUUAAGUUUUUUAGUGCAUCAAUUACAUGCCAGUAUUUUAGCAAAUCAUUAUCAAAUACCAAUACGUGGUAUUGAUUUUAUCGAUUUAAUUGUUUAUUUAUGUCGUGCGGACUAUUAUGACUAUUCAGAAUUACAAAAACGUCAUGAACAAAUCACAUUUAGUGAAUUAUUACAAAGUUAUUUCCCUAUUCAUUGGUUAUCUAAUAAUGUCAAUUCAACUGAUACACAAUCAUUUAUACAAAUUAAGCUAAUCGUAUUAGAUCGUUGGACAAAAUUAACAAAAUCUGUAUCAUCAAAUUUGAAAUUUCAUUUAAAUUUAAACAAAAUUCAUAAUGAUGUGUUUAAAAAGAAUGAUCAUGUUAGACAGGAUCAUUUAAAAAUUAAUAAUCAUGAAAAUCAAAUUGAUUUAGCAACAUUUCUUGCUUGUAUGAACUAUUUGAAACAUUUAAAACGUUUAUUUCCUUAUAGAUUCACAUGUUCUGCGUAUAUUGCACGUGUGAAUAAUCUCGCAUCGACUAAUGAAAAUCAAUUAGUAUGGAUUGUACCACAAGAAGGACAAAUCAAUAUACUAACAGGUGGUACAUUUAGAUUACCAAGUUUAGAAAUAAUAAUUAACGAAAACAACAAAUUAGAAUCGACGCGAAUUUACUGUUUAAAAUCAAUAUCAUAUAGAAGUGUUGUGGCGUAUGGUGGUCAAAAGAAUGGUGUAUUUUUUCUUGUCUAUGCAGACUAUGCAAAUGUAUCUCAACAAUGUACAACAACAACAACAACAACAACAUUUAAGCAUAUUACAAGUCAAGAUUUACCAUCGAAACGCCAUGUAAGCCACAUGCAAGAAUCUAGUUAUUAUCCAUCCUCGUCAACUUCUUCCUUAUCAAAUUUUACACAUAAUAGUCAAAGGAAUAUGCCACAACGUCAACCAUAUCAUUAUAAUAAAGACUGGAAGUUAUUGACUAAACAACCAAAUGUUUCAGUAAGAAAAUUGAAAUUUUUCCUAACUGACCUACCAGCAGUCAUUGACUUAACUAAUGUGCUUACAUUCCUGAUAAAUAUUCAUGGUAAAUCUGAAAUGGUUUGAAAAAGAGCACUUAAAAAAAGGUUUUGCUAUUUAUGUGAACAGAAUUAUUGAUAGAAGUUCUAAAAUCAAUCAAAUGACGUAGAGCAAUCAUCGAGCCAGUAAAUCACAUCUCUAUGGGUGUACAUUAAUUCCAAACGAUCAGAUGACAAGGAAAUGUUUAACUUUUGUAUUCUGUGUUUUGUAUUUGAAAAAAAAAAUUAUUUUUAAAGAAGUCGUUUUGAUCAUCAUUAUUUUUAUAAAAAAAAAAAGAUAUUUCGUGAAUUCAUUACUACUAUUGUA